AUGACGCUGUGGAAGAUGUUUCCCCGUGUGACCGCCGCCUCUCCUUUGGCACCCGUAACUCCAGCGACAAAACCCUCCAUCGAGCCAAAUUUGGCAACAAUAAAGAGCUCGCCUCCUGAACCCCCGGAUCCUCCAGAUCCACCCGAUCCACCAUACGCGAGAGAACCCCCAUUUCACUCUCGGGCUUCGAUCUCCACCGUAAAGCUUAGAUCUACUAAAUCUCUUCAACCAGAACAAAACCCUAGCACAAUAGAUCUGUGGAUCUCCGCACAUGAGUUGACGAGAACCAUUGACAGACACCUCUCCCUACCGGCGAGUCUUACUUGCAACGGAUUGACGAGAGGGAUAUCAUCGCACCUUUGUACCAUCGGACGUCACCAAUUCUUCUUAGGUACACCGGACCAUGUCUCCGAUUUUUCCAGCCCCAAAAUCUUCACCUAA
This is a messenger RNA of Arabis nemorensis, 441 nucleotides long. Lineage: Eukaryota; Viridiplantae; Streptophyta; Magnoliopsida; Brassicales; Brassicaceae. The record is from the annotation of a GenBank genome assembly.